Messenger RNA from Tuber melanosporum (Perigord truffle), 794 nucleotides. RefSeq lists its product as uncharacterized. Bases 1 to 561 code for a protein of 186 amino acids. The record is from RefSeq and is a predicted model, not a curated record. Gene Ontology annotation, biological process: actin filament debranching; negative regulation of Arp2/3 complex-mediated actin nucleation. The transcript has 4 exons. Gene Ontology annotation, molecular function: actin binding; Arp2/3 complex binding. Lineage: Eukaryota; Fungi; Ascomycota; Pezizomycetes; Pezizales; Tuberaceae. Gene Ontology annotation, cellular component: actin cortical patch.
AUGGUGUUUUGGGUUUUUGUUUUUGUAUGGAGUUGUGGUUGUAUCCCGCCGGCCGCUGUAGUGAACGAAUGGUGCAAUGCUCACUUAGAGUUUGGUGUUGAUGGCCGGAGUAAUAAACGAGGACAUAGCAAAAUGGCAUCCGAAUCCCGUCUCUACACCUUCUCCUCUGAGACCCUCGAGGGCCUCCGGAAAUUCCGCCUAGGCACUUCCCGAGCUUCUAAACCCCAGGGCGUGAUCUACAAGAUCGACAAAGUAACUUUGGAGAUCAAACUCGAAGACGACGAGGCAGAGGUCUACACCUCCCUAAAUGAGAUAUCUGAUGGCCUCCCCGAACAUGUCCCACGCUUCGUUCUCCUCUCUUACCCGGUCACGCUAAAUUCCGGCCGACGAGCGACGCCGUACGUGCUGCUAUAUUAUCUGCCACUCACAGCCAAUAACGAGCUUAGGAUGUUGUAUGCUGGGGCAAAGGAGCUGAUGAGAAAUAAAGCUGAAGUGGGCAAGGUACUUGAAGUUGCGGAUGAGGAGGAGAUUUUGCAGGUUGAGGAGAUCUUGAAGGAGUGAGUGGGGUUGUGAUAGGCGGAUGGAUAUGCUGGGGCGUCUUGUUGGAGGAUAUUGUGUUUUUUUCUUUUUUGGGUUUCGUAUAUGAGGUUUGCGCCGCCCGGCGGGGUGGUAGGAACCAUACUUCCCUGCCCUGAUGGUAUUGAGUUGUGUUAUGUACCUUGCCUGAAGCCGCCCCGCGUGAUCAGGGCCUAUGAUUCAUAUACUUGUGAAAUUAUGAGCUCAUCUUUGGCCAA